Molecule: messenger RNA, 437 nt
Organism: Ceraceosorus bombacis
Lineage: Eukaryota; Fungi; Basidiomycota; Exobasidiomycetes; Ceraceosorales; Ceraceosoraceae
Source: the annotation of a GenBank genome assembly
AGUCGGCGUCAUCGCCAAUAUUCGAUUGCAAGAUGCCCGCUAGCCAAUCAGAGGAUCCUCUUCUCGUCAAGCUCACACUGUCGGUCUGGAUGAAACUUCUCGUCAAGCUACACGAGUCGAAUCUUCAAAGCCAUGCUGCAUGUUGCUCCGUCUACUGAAGAUAGUCUUGUUUCGUCUUACACUGCGCUCCAUCUACGCCCUGCAUCUCUUCGAUUUCGCAGACAUCAUGUGUCGCACAUGCCUUGCUUUGUUCGACGCCGUCGUAUUGCGUACAUUUUGCGAUCCGGACGCCAGGCCUUGAUUCGCGUCUCCUCUACUUAGCUGCUUCGUCUCUGCAAUCAACUGAUUAGAUUGCGAUCCUCUGUCGCGAGCUCCGCGUGAGCUUGAGCACUUGAGGGUCUGCGUUGAGCUGCUGCUUGCAAGGAGCAAUCAGGAGC